This is a messenger RNA of Capronia epimyces CBS 606.96, 2586 nucleotides long. Its product is annotated as pre-mRNA-splicing factor syf1. Lineage: Eukaryota; Fungi; Ascomycota; Eurotiomycetes; Chaetothyriales; Herpotrichiellaceae. Bases 1 to 2586 code for a protein of 861 amino acids. Gene Ontology annotation, molecular function: protein binding. Gene Ontology annotation, cellular component: Prp19 complex; post-mRNA release spliceosomal complex; U2-type catalytic step 2 spliceosome. The transcript has a single exon. Gene Ontology annotation, biological process: generation of catalytic spliceosome for first transesterification step; mRNA splicing, via spliceosome. The record is from RefSeq and is a predicted model, not a curated record.
AUGCCUGGGAUCCUACGCAAGUCACCUUCUGGCUCAGCCGCCGCUAUGGAUCUAUCAGUGACCGGCAAACCAGAUUUCUACCUGAUCGCCAACGAAGAUGCUGUCUACGAGCAAGAUAUCCUCUGCAACCCUGAAAGUGUUCGACCAUGGCUACUCUACAUCGACUACAAAAUGCGCAAUGGCACUAUUCACGAGCAAGCAUUUGUGCAAGAGAGGGCGUGCAUACAGCUACCCCGGUCAUACAAGCUGUGGAAACUGUAUUUGGAUUUCCGAGUCAAACAUCUCAAGAAGAAAAACCCCGUCAGGUACAAGGCAGAGUUCGACAAGGUCAAUGCUCUCUUCGAGAGAGCGCUGGUAUUGCUGAAUAAAAUGCCUGUGAUCUGGGAAAUGUAUCUUUCAUUUCUUUUGCGACAACCACAUGUCACCAGGACACGAAGGACGUUCGACCGCGCGUUAAGAGCCCUGCCCGUGACCCAGCACAAUAGGAUAUGGAAGCUCUACAAAUCGUUUGCCAACUCUGCAAGAGGAGUAACUGCAGUCAAAAUCUGGGCGCGUUAUAUCCAGGCACACCCGGAGGAUAUGGAAGACUACAUUGAUCUACUCAUUGAGACGGGGCAUUAUCUGGAGGCCGUGAAACGGUACAUCCAAAUACUGGACAACCCCAAGUUUCGGUCCAAACACAUCAAAAGCGAUUUUCAACUGUGGAGCGAAAUGGUAGAGCUAAUGGUCAACAAGGCCAGAGACAUUGGAGAAAGCUCUCUCGCAGGAUUCGAUCCCGACACCAUCAUCCGGAGUGGGAUAGAACGAUUUGCCGACCAGCGUGGCAAGCUUUGGGCCGGGCUUGCAACAUACUGGAUCACCCGCGGAGAUUUCGAAAAGGCUAGAGACGUGUUUGAGGAAGGAAUCACGACGGUCAUGACGGUGCGCGAUUUUACAAUGAUCUUUGACGCCUACGUGGAGUUUGAAGAGUCGGUGAUUUCCACCCUCAUGGAUACCGCCUCUGCGCGGGCUGCGAAAGGAAUUGUUGAUGCGGAGAAAGACUUUGAUCUCGACAUGAGGAUGAUGCGCUUUGAGCAUCUGAUGGAUCGACGACCGUUCCUCGUUAACGACGUCUUAUUACGGCAAAAUCCCAACAAUGUAGUUGAAUGGGAGAAACGAGUUGCGCUUUGGAACGAUAACAAAGAAGAAGUCGUGCAGACAUACGCGGAUGCGAUCGCGGCAAUUGCCCCCAAAAAGGCGGUUGGCAAGUUCCAUCAACUAUGGUUGAACUAUGCCAAGUUCUACGAAGAAGAGGGCGACCUUGAUACUGCACGAAUCAUUCUCGACAAAGCCGUCAAAGUUCCCUACAAGGCGGUAGCCGAGUUAGCCGACACUUGGAUUGGCUGGGCGGAGAUGGAGCUUCGGAACGAGAAUUUCGACGGAGCGAUGAAGGUGAUGGCCACUGCCACAAAGUCGCCGAAACGGAGCACGGUCGACUAUUUUGACGAGACUUUGUCCCCGCAACAAAGGGUGCACAAAUCCUGGAAAGUUUGGUCGUUUUAUGUUGACCUUGUUGAGUCGGUCGCCUCAUUAGAGGAGACACGUGCCGUCUAUGAUCGGAUCUUCGAGCUUCGGAUUGCAACUCCACAGACCGUUGUGAACUACGCCAAUCUCCUCGAAGAGCACGGCUACUAUGAAGAGUCAUUCAAAGUCUACGAAAGAGGCCUAGAUGUGUUCACAUACCCGGUUGCAUUCGAGCUGUGGAAUCUGUACCUCAGCAAAGCAGUCAAACGCAAGCUUGGGAUGGAGCGUCUUCGCGACCUGUUUGAACAGGCAUUGGAGAACUGCCCACCACAGUUUGCGAAGCACAUCUUUUUGAUGUACGGCAACCUGGAAGAAGAGCGAGGCCUGGCUCGAUCGGCCAUGCGGAUUUACGAACGUGCCACUCGUGCCGUUUCGGACGAAGACCGCCUCGGCAUGUUUGAGUUCUACAUCACCAAAUCGGCGUCCAAUUUCGGCCUGACCUCGACGCGCCCGAUCUACGAGCGCGCCGUUGCUGCCUUACCCGACAUGGAGGCCAAAGCCAUGUGUCUCAAGUUUGCCGAAAUGGAACGACGGCUGGGCGAAAUCGACCGAGCCAGGGCCAUCUAUGGACAUGCGAGCCAGUUCGCCGACCCGCGUGUGGACAAGGCCUUUUGGGACACGUGGGAAAAGUUUGAGGUUGCGCACGGCAACGAGGACACGUUCAAGGAGAUGCUCCGCAUCAAACGCAGCGUCACUGCGCAGUUCAACACCGAUGUCCAAUUCAUUGCCAGUCAGGCCGUCAAGCGGAGCCAAGAAGGCGCGGCUGCAGCGGGAGGUGCAAACGGCGACAGUGCCUUGGACGAAGACGUCGCGGGCAACGGCAGAGGCAACGAUGCAAUGGCCGCGCUGGAACGGCAGGCUCGUGCGCCCGUGGGGUUUGUUGCAGCUAGCACAGGCCCGGUGGGUGGGAAUAGACUACCGCCCAAGGAAAGUGAGAGUGCCGAAGUUGAUGGUGCUGCAGGAGGAGGAGUGGCUGCCAACCCGGACGCCAUUAAUGUGGACAUUGACGACGAUGAUGAUUAA